This is a messenger RNA of Oncorhynchus nerka (sockeye salmon), 2567 nucleotides long. RefSeq names its product serine/threonine-protein phosphatase PP1-beta catalytic subunit. The transcript is spliced from 8 exons. Gene Ontology annotation, cellular component: nucleus; cytoplasm. Gene Ontology annotation, biological process: regulation of circadian rhythm; circadian regulation of gene expression. Gene Ontology annotation, molecular function: protein serine/threonine phosphatase activity. The record is from RefSeq and is a predicted model, not a curated record. Bases 76 to 1059 code for a protein of 327 amino acids. Lineage: Eukaryota; Metazoa; Chordata; Actinopteri; Salmoniformes; Salmonidae.
UGCCUGCCAGGGACUGUGGCAGCAGUAAGCAGUGGAGAGAGAGAGUGCUGUUUGAGAGCACCACCCACUACAGAAAUGGCGGAGGGGGAAUUGGACGUCGACUCGCUGAUCGCCCGAUUAUUAGAGGUGCGGGGAUGUCGCCCAGGGAAGAUUGUGCAGAUGUCAGAGGCUGAAGUGAGAGGCCUCUGCAUCAAGUCCAGAGAGAUCUUCCUCAGCCAGCCCAUCCUGUUGGAAUUGGAGGCUCCCCUCAAAAUCUGUGGUGACAUCCACGGCCAGUACACAGACCUGCUGCGGCUCUUUGAGUACGGCGGCUUCCCGCCCGAGGCCAACUACCUGUUCCUGGGAGACUACGUGGACCGAGGCAAGCAGUCCCUGGAGACCAUCUGUCUACUGCUGGCCUACAAGAUCAAAUACCCCGAGAACUUCUUCCUCCUCAGGGGCAACCACGAGUGUGCUUCCAUCAACCGCAUCUAUGGCUUCUAUGAUGAGUGUAAGCGCAGAUUCAACAUAAAGCUGUGGAAGACAUUUACUGACUGCUUCAACUGCCUUCCCAUCGCUGCCAUCGUAGAUGAGAAGAUCUUCUGCUGCCAUGGAGGCCUCUCUCCAGACCUGCAGUCUAUGGAGCAGAUCCGUCGUAUCAUGAGACCCACAGACGUCCCCGACACCGGGUUGCUGUGCGACUUGCUGUGGUCGGACCCAGACAAAGAUGUUCAGGGUUGGGGGGAGAACGACCGCGGGGUCUCGUUCACGUUUGGGGCUGAUGUGGUCAGCAAGUUCCUCAACCGUCACGAUCUGGACCUCAUCUGCAGAGCCCACCAGGUGGUGGAGGAUGGCUAUGAGUUCUUUGCCAAGCGGCAGCUGGUGACUCUGUUCUCAGCUCCUAACUACUGUGGAGAGUUUGACAACGCCGGCGGUAUGAUGAGUGUUGACGAGACCCUGAUGUGCUCCUUUCAGAUCCUGAAGCCGUCUGAGAAGAAGGCCAAGUACCAGUACGGAGGGAUGAACUCCGGCCGACCCGUCACCCCGCCCCGCACCGUGGUCCCACCAAAGAAACGGUGAACAAGGAAGAGAGAGCAGAAGGGAGGGAGAUGGAGGGAUGUCGUGGAUGAGUGAUGGUCCCUCAUCAGUUUUUCACAAUGGAGAAACACUUAGCAGAAAUAAAUCAAUAAACAUAGAUAAAACACAAAGCAAAGUUUUUGAUUUCAUGACCCCCUGCCCCCCACCUCCAUUGUGUCUUUUGUUGUCAUUUCCCCCUCUGAACUGUUCUGUGUCACGCACUGCUCCCCAUGUGUAACCAACCACACCCGUUUUAAAAAAAGUUUCGUUUAAAGGAAACGAUGACAACACAAGGUGGUCAUUCUGUUUGCAUAUUGGAGUGUUUUUCUUCAUACUUUAUUUCUUGCUUUUUGGCUUAUGACGGAAUGACAACUACUAGCCCCAGUUGACCAUUUCACCCCACCCCACCUGUCAAGUAAGAACAGGUGUUAAUGACAACUACUAGCCCCAGUUGACCAUUUCACCCCACCCCACCUGUCAAGUAAGAACAGGUGUUAAUGACAAUUACUGGGUUUUCAAUAAAUAAAAUGGGGGGGGGGGGCAUUUUUGGGUUGGUCAAGUGUCUUUUUCAUUGAAAUAUGUGCUUUCAAUGCAGUGAAAAAUAAAACACUUCAAAGUAUUGUAAAAGAAGACUAAAUCACACAGAAAUAUAAAAGUAAAUUGAAUGUCACCAUAUCAAAGCUAUUUCCAACAGCAGCAACUCAAAUUCCUCAACUCAAAAACUAUACAAAUGGUUCCCUUCGCUGUAGUAGCACAUAAUACAUUGUUGUCCAAUCAUACCGUACGAUCCUGACGAAUCAAAUCCCUGCUCGCAGCCAUAAUCCAACUGAUCAGAGUUCCAUAAAACUCUACAGUGUAACAAUUAUGUCCAACAAGACUCGUUCUUCUCAUAGCCAGGGUCUCAAAACCUUAUUGCAUGAAGUACUUUAACAAUAGCUGUCGUUUCACUAUCUAAAACGAAUGAUUCAAUCACUACUCUGCUUUUCUCUGGUCUCGCAUCGUAAAACGUUGUUACACAAAAGGUUAACUCUGGUCUUUCCUAUAUUUCACUCUUCUUGCUCAUGUUUUAUUACCCGGCAACAGUGGAUGUCACUCUGGAUGAUAGAGUCUCUAAAUAACCUCAAAUGUCACAUGUAAAUGAAGGAUGUCUUAUCUUAAACGAGAUCUAUAUGCAACAUUAUGAAUGUUUAAAGAAAUGCUCUGGUACUUUGGGGACUAGUCAGUAUUUUUUGUGUUGAUAACGAUCUGUGUUGAUAACAAUUUCAUGUUAAAUCAUUCAGACAUGGUCAUGACCUGAGUCCUGACUCCUUGGUCCUGAUUCUCGAACCUUUUCCAGAAAUGUGCACUUGCACACCCCUCGUCAUGGUUUUAACAGCGUAGGACUGGUGUAAUAUUUGGUUGGAGGGAGUUUACCGUUUCCACAGCCGUUAACAUCCAUGCGAGAAAGUUGUAAGUGAAUACUUCGGGGGAAGGGUGGAACAUCGGGAUGCAACCUUAGUAAUGCUCCAGAG